AUGUAUACUGCAAUUAGGCUACCAAGAAACUUCAUCGGAAAUAUGGCCUAUCCCAAACCUGGCCCAGCCGCGGGCCCGGAGCCCUCCCCCUCCGCUGAGCCGGCCCGAGGCGAGGGCGCAUUUGGUGAGAGUCUGGCGGCCUCUACCGGAGCGCCUCUGCAGAGGAACGUUCCCCAAAGCCGGAGACGACAUGUGGCGCUCGGGCGAGCACCUUGCAGAACAAGGAGUAGCUUGCUGACUUUGAACGCGUGGCAAAUAUUUCAGAAAGCUUCAAGAUCAAGGUUGAGAAAGGAACAGUUAUUCUUCCAAAUUCAUCUGCUUCAGCUAUUAUUCUUAUUGGGAAUGGACAAUGGAAUGUUCUCUAGCUUUAUCAUGAUCAAAAACCUCCUUCUGUUUUGUAUUUCCAUGAACUUAGCCAGUCACUUUGGCUUUUCACAAAUGCCAGCCAGUUCUGUAAAAGAUGAAACCAAUGACAACAUCACAAUAUUCACCAGGAUCUUGGAUGGGCUCCUGGAUGGCUACGACAACAGACUGAGGCCUGGGCUCGGAGAGCGUAUCACUCAGGUGAGAACGGACAUCUACGUCACCAGCUUCGGCCCGGUGUCUGACACGGAAAUGGAAUACACCAUAGAUGUGUUUUUCCGACAAAGCUGGAAAGACGAAAGGCUUCGGUUUAAAGGGCCCAUGCAGCGCCUGCCUCUCAACAACCUCCUUGCCAGCAAAAUCUGGACUCCAGACACCUUCUUCCACAAUGGGAAGAAGUCCAUUGCCCACAACAUGACCACGCCCAACAAGCUGCUGCGGCUGGAGGAUGAUGGCACUCUGCUCUACACCAUGCGCUUGACCAUCUCAGCAGAGUGCCCAAUGCAACUUGAAGACUUCCCGAUGGAUGCUCAUGCCUGCCCUCUGAAAUUUGGCAGCUAUGCAUAUCCUAAUUCUGAAGUUGUCUAUGUCUGGACCAAUGGCACAACCAAGUCGGUUGUGGUGGCAGAAGAUGGCUCCAGGCUGAACCAAUACCACCUGAUGGGGCAGACAGUGGGCACAGAGAACAUCAGCACCAGCACAGGUGAAUACACAAUCAUGACGGCUCAUUUCCAUCUGAAGAGGAAGAUCGGGUACUUUGUCAUCCAGACCUAUCUCCCCUGCAUAAUGACUGUGAUCUUGUCGCAAGUGUCCUUUUGGCUGAACCGAGAAUCAGUUCCAGCCAGGACAGUGUUUGGGGUGACCACGGUGCUGACUAUGACGACCCUCAGCAUCAGUGCCCGGAACUCUCUGCCCAAAGUGGCUUAUGCGACGGCCAUGGACUGGUUCAUAGCCGUGUGCUACGCUUUUGUGUUCUCUGCGCUGAUCGAGUUUGCCACCGUCAACUAUUUCACAAAGAGAGGCUGGGCCUGGGAUGGCAAAAAAGCCUUGGAAGCAGCCAAGAUCAAGAAAAAGGAGCGUGAACUUACACUAAAUAAAUCAACAAAUGCUUAUACUACUGGGAAGAUGACCCACCCCCCAAACAUCCCAAAGGAGCAGACCCCUUCAGGGACCUCAAAUGCCUCUUCAGCCUCAGUAAAACCUGAAGACAAGACUUCUGAAAACAAAAAGACUUACAACAGCAUCAGCAAGAUAGACAAAAUGUCCCGAAUUAUAUUCCCAGUCCUGUUUGGCACUUUCAACCUAGUUUACUGGGCAACAUAUUUGAAUAGGGAGCCAGUGAUUAAAGGGGCUACCUCUCCAAAAUGA
Messenger RNA from Lagenorhynchus albirostris (white-beaked dolphin), 1731 nucleotides. It is a transcript of the gene GABRA5, whose product is annotated as gamma-aminobutyric acid type A receptor subunit alpha5. The coding region runs from base 1 to 1731 and encodes 576 amino acids. Gene Ontology annotation, molecular function: inhibitory extracellular ligand-gated monoatomic ion channel activity; GABA-A receptor activity; GABA-gated chloride ion channel activity. The transcript has 12 exons. The record is from RefSeq and is a predicted model, not a curated record. Gene Ontology annotation, cellular component: dendrite membrane; neuron projection; postsynapse. NCBI's taxonomy places the organism in Eukaryota, Metazoa, Chordata, Mammalia, Artiodactyla, Delphinidae. Gene Ontology annotation, biological process: nervous system process; signal transduction; monoatomic ion transmembrane transport.